Messenger RNA from Pedinophyceae sp. YPF-701, 771 nucleotides. Lineage: Eukaryota; Viridiplantae; Chlorophyta; Pedinophyceae. The record is from the annotation of a GenBank genome assembly.
AUGGCGCGGAGCUGGGCGAGAUGUGUAGUUGUGCUGGUUCUAGCGUGGGUGUGCGGGUUGCUCGGGGCCGGGGAAGCCAUCAAGCUGCACUUGGAGGCAGGGGAGGAGACGUGUUUGUCCGAGAGGUUCACCGUGAAGGAAGGUCUGUGGUCUCAGACCGCUGAGGUGUCUACCAAGAUCUCGCUGGAGCAGCCCGAGCGGCCGGGACUGCCGAACGCGGACCGGAGGAGGAGCGUGACUGUCAAGAUCCUCCAGCCGGACGGCAAGAUCCUGCUCCACGUUCCGAACAUCUGGAAGGACGAGAAGCUCACCAUUCCAGGACACGGGCAGGGGUCCUACCGGCUUUGCGUGUACAACACGUCCCCGACGCGCAAGCCGAUCAAGGUCAACGUGGUCUACUUCAGCGUCCACCACAUGUACGACUACGAGCGCUACCGCAAGAAGACGGAGGAGCCGGUCAGUGCCAAGGGUGGGUCGGACAAGCAGGGCGCGCUGGUGACCGUCGACCACAUCGCGGCGACGUUCGACGUGCUCAAGGACCUCGAGGACCUCGUGAACGAGGUCAGGCGCGACCAGCAGUUCCUGGAGAACCGCAUCGAACGGCAAAUGAUGACGUCGCGGUCCACGCACAGACGCGCCGUCCUCCUCGCGCUCGUCGAGGGCAGCGCGCUCGUCAGCGUGUCCGUGCUGCAGAUCGUGAUGCUGCGCAGGAUGUUCGCGGGGUCGCACGGCGGGGCCGCAGGGUUCGGCGUGCGGGGCCACUUUGCCUGA